CUAAAGGGCCUCCUGGAGAAAAAGGCACACUAGGACCUGCUGGCCCGCCAGGUAACACAGGGGUCAAAGGUCAACCAGGACCAAAGGGGAAAAUGGGACGUCCUGGGAAUAGAGGAAGCAAAGGCAAAGCUGGAAAACCGGGAGUUCAAGGUUUGAAGGGGAAAAGUGGCACUCGGGGGAAUGCAGGAAAACCAGCAAGGUCUCAGUGGCACUGAUGGUUUAUUGGGAGUUCAGGGCAACGAGGGAGAUCCAGGUGACAUAGGACACAGAGGAGCUCCAGGAAGACCAGGAGAACGUGGCAGACCAGGUUCUGCAGGAGUUCCUGGGUUUCAGGGGAAACAAGGAGCGACCGGGAAAAAGGGUUCCUCUGGAGAAACAGGAGAACCUGGACCUUCUGGACCAGUUGGACCAAAAGGACUUCCUGGGCUUGGUGGUGAAAAGGGACAUGCUGGUGUUCCAGGACAAAAGGGAAUUUCUGGAAUCUUGGGAAUGCCAGGACCCGUUGGAACAUCUGGACUGAAGGGAAACCAAGGUGUUGCAGGACCCAAAGGCUACACAGGUGCAAAAGGUGAACAGGGAGAUCCAGGUCCUCGUGGUCCUCCAGCUCAGCCUGGACCUCCUGGACUUCCUGGCAUUUUAGGGAUGAAGGGACUGAAGGGUGUGAGAGGAUCGUCAGGGCCGAAAGGAAAGAAAGGACAACGAGGAGAACCAGGGAAACCAGGACUUCCUAAAUCUCGAAAAAAACAAAAAACAAACACCACAGAGAUGAACAGAAGCAGAUCACAAAAUCCAACCAAAAUGAAACCUCACAGAAGUAAGAGAUCUCAUCACUCUGCUCACGAAAACACAGACGCAGAAGCUCAGCCUCAGGGAACGAAAGAGCAUCCAGCAACCACCUGCAGAGAGCUCACACUCGUUCAUCCUCACCUCCAUGAUGGAUUUUAUUAUGUGGAUCCGAAUCACGGCAGUCCUUCUGAUGCACUGCAGGUUUUCUGUAACUUUACAGCCGGUGGAUUUACCUGUGUCUCACCUGUCCAAUCAGAGUUUGCAGGAAAUUGGAAUGUGACGACAGGAAAUCAGUCACAGCGAUUCAGUGGAGCUCAGAAAGAUGGGGUUGAAUAUGCACAGCUCGGCAUUGUGCAGUUGAGGUUCCUGCGUCUCCACAGUCUCUCUGUGACUCAAACCCUCACCAUCUCCUGCUCCUCUGAUCUCCACUUCACUCCAGGACUUUUACAAUUUCGAGGAGAUUCAGGAAGUGAAAUCGGUUUCUCCAGUGCUGUUUACUCGAGCAGCAGUGAGGUGCAGAUGAAAUUUUCAGGAAAAGGAGAAGAGAUGAAUUUGCUUCCCAUCAGAGAUAUGCGUUUAUCUGAAGGAGAACAGCAAGAAAUCAGAUUCAGAGCUGAACUCGGGCCUCUGUGCUUUUUAUAGCGCCAUCCAGAGGCAGUGAUGAGACACUGCACUUCAUAUAAAUAUGAGUUUGAGGCUCAUAGAAAAAACUCUUCAGUUCCAGUUCAGUUUGACUGAAAUCUAAAUAAUAUAAAUGUAAAUAAUGUCUACUGUACAUUGUAUCGGUGAAAACUUGAACUGACUUUAUCAUACAAUAAUAUUUUAUUAAUAUAGUAUUAUUAAAUUAUAAUAGGAUAUAAUAAUGCCCUAUUGAACGCUAUAUUUACAGUUAGUUUCUGGACAAAAUUUGGUUUAAGAGCACAAUUAUUCUUUAUAUUAUUUAUUUUUGUGUGAUUUCUAGCUUG
Silurus meridionalis is the source of this 1751-nucleotide messenger RNA. RefSeq names its product collagen alpha-2(XI) chain (gene col24a1). The record is from RefSeq and is a predicted model, not a curated record. Gene Ontology annotation, molecular function: extracellular matrix structural constituent. Lineage: Eukaryota; Metazoa; Chordata; Actinopteri; Siluriformes; Siluridae. The coding region runs from base 181 to 1428 and encodes 415 amino acids. The transcript has 19 exons.